Messenger RNA from Zerene cesonia (dogface butterfly), 4228 nucleotides. It is a transcript of the gene Klp98A, whose product is annotated as kinesin-like protein Klp98A. The transcript has 27 exons. Gene Ontology annotation, molecular function: ATP binding; phosphatidylinositol binding; microtubule motor activity. NCBI's taxonomy places the organism in Eukaryota, Metazoa, Arthropoda, Insecta, Lepidoptera, Pieridae. The record is from RefSeq and is a predicted model, not a curated record. Gene Ontology annotation, biological process: microtubule-based movement.
UUCUUGUUUUGUGCUUUUGUCUUCUGGUUGAAUGUCAAACGAAAUUUGUAAUUAUAAUGUCAGUGCGUACAGUGAUGUCGUAUUUGUAAUUAAAAUAAAAAUACAAAUAGUGCUUGUAAUAUACGUUACAGACAAUAUAAUGUGUGACAAUGGCCUCUGUAAAAGUUGCUGUAAGGGUUCGCCCAUUCAAUCAAAGGGAGAAGGAUAUGAAUGCAAAGUUAAUUGUUCAAAUGGAUGGGAAGAAAACACGAUUGCUUACUGUAAAAAAUAGCAAAGAGCAGAACGAUGGGAACAGAGAGAAGUACAAAGACUUUACAUUCGACCACUCCUAUUGGUCGUUUGACAGCGCCGACGCUAACUUCGCCACCCAGGAGCAGGUUUUCUCCGACCUGGGCCUGGACGUGAUAGACAGCGCGUUCGAGGGCUACAAUGCGUGCGUGUUCGCGUACGGACAGACGGGCAGCGGGAAGACAUUCACUAUGAUGGGUUCGCCUGACUCCCAAGGCCUAAUACCCCGGAUAUGUAGGCAGCUGUUUUCCCGGGUCGCCGCGGGCAAGGAAUCCGGCGCGUCGUAUCGUACUGAAGUCAGUUAUUUGGAGAUAUAUAAUGAGAGGGUUAAGGAUCUGCUAUCCACGGACGCUGGCCACUCCCUCAGGGUUCGGGAGCACCCCAAGCUGGGACCAUAUGUCCAGGAUCUGUCGAAGCACUUGGUGUCGGAUUAUGAUGAUAUUCAGGUGAGUUUAACGUAGCCAGAAUUCAAACUCUUUUUUAUCUUCGCUGCAGACAUUUUUUUUAAGCCUGGCGACAGCCUUUUGAUUUCUCUUAUCUUUCAAUCUUUAUUUUAUACCGUCUCCAAGGUGCACCUCGUCGACCUGGCCGGCAGCGAGCGCGCGGACGCGACGGGCGCGACGGGCCAGCGGCUGGUGGAGGGCGCGCACAUCAACAAGUCGCUCGUCACGCUCGGCUCCGUCAUCUCCGCACUCGCCGAGUCCAGCCAGCCCGACAAUCGCACACCGAAAAGCAAUAAGAAAGUGUUCAUCCCGUACCGUGAUUCCGUCCUCACUUGGCUGCUGAAGGAUUCGCUCGGUGGGAACUCUAAGACGAUAAUGAUCGCUGCGAUCUCACCGGCGGACUGCAACUACGGCGAGACGCUGUCGACGCUGCGCUACGCGAACAGGGCCAAGAACAUCAUCAACAAGCCGACCAUCAACGAGGACCCUAACGUCAAGCUCAUACGGGAGCUGCGCGAGGAGAUCGACAAGCUGCGCGCGCAGAUAUCGCACAACUCGGUGCCGGUGGAGACGGAAGCCGGCGUGCUCGCGACGCUCCAGCGCAAGGAGGCGCAGGAGAAGGUGCUCACCGAGAAGUGGACGGAGAAGUGGCGCGAGACGCAGCAGAUCCUGCACGAGCAGAAGGCGCUCGGCCUGCGCAAGAGCGGCCUCGGCGUCGUGCUCGACUCGGACAUGCCGCACCUCGUGGGGAUCGAUGAUAACCUCCUCUCCACCGGUGUCACCUUGUACCACUUGAAGGAAGGUGAAACGGUUAUAGGCAGCGAGGACUACAGCCCGACGCCGGACAUAGUGCUCAGCGGCGCGGGAGUGUUGCCGCUGCACUGCAAGGUGACGCUGCACGACGGCGUCGCCACCAUCGAGCCGGCCAGCGGCGCGCAGUGCUGGCUGAACACCGUGCUCCUGGAUAAACCGGCUAAACUGAGCCAGGGUUGCAUCUUACUUUUGGGCCGCACAAACAUGUUCCGCUACAACGACCCGGCGGAAGCGGCCAAGCUACGGCAGGAGGGCAGCGCCUCCAUGAUGAACCUCUCGCGCCUCUCCCUACUCUCGUGGUCCACCACCGACCUCGCUGCUAGCACGGAAAAUCUGAAUAACACCUAUUCGGACCUAGAGAGCGAGAUACGGUGCGAGCGCAUAUCGCUGCAGAGGGCCGAGCUGGAGCGGGAGAGGCAGCAGUUCGUGCUGCAGCAGCAGGAGCGGCAGCGCCGCUGGCACGCCGAGCGCGAGGAGCUGCUCAAGCAGCAGAAGCAGUUGGACGAGGAGCGCUCGGCGAUGGAGCGCGAGUACGCGGCGGCGUGCCGGCGCCUGUCGGGCGACUGGCGCGCGCUCGAGCGCGGCUGGACGCUGCGGCGCCGCGCGCUGCGCACGCGCCAGCGCGACCUCAGCGCGCGCGCGCGCGCACACGCCGCCGCCGCGCGCGCCGCCGCGCACCAGAUUGAGAAAGAGGAGAGUAUGAUCGUGGAGCUGGAGGGCCAAGUGGGGGGGAAAAGGAGGGAAUUGGACGAGUAUGUGGCGAACAGCAUCAGCGUUCUGCUGGCACAGGGCUGCCGGCUUGACGAGAACCUCUCGCCGAGCCCCGAGAGCCCAUCCUCCGAGACGUCCACCGAGUGUCUGAUGCACCUGCUGCAGCAGUGCGAGCCGAAGACGGCGCGCAACAUCACCGACACCGUCAAUCGACACCGGAAGGAGUUAGAGACACUAGAGCAAGAGCUGCAAGCGCGCGUGUCCUCGGUGGCGGCGCAGCGCGUGAAGGUGGAGCGGCUGCAGGCCGAGCUGGCGCUGCUGGCCGCCCGCCAGCGCGGCCUCACGCAAGCGCUCGCCGAUCCUGACGGCGAAGGCGAUUUGUCGCCAAUAGAGGGUGUGAAGCGCAGCAAAUCCGAGUUGGUGCUGAGGACCAGGGACGAGGAACCCCCGGAGCCGCUCUCGGCUGACGAGAGGGAGCACUAUCGAGCUAAACGACUUAGCAUGCGGCUCAGCCUGGACCCGCUGCCCUCCCCGCCCUCCCCGCCGUCGCCCACGUUCCACACGGCCUCCUCCUCGCCGAAGCUCCCGUCGGAGUCAACCCUGGCGAGUCCGACGAGCCCGACCAGCCCGACCAGCACGGAGGGCUCGGCGCCGCCGCGCGCCCGCCGGAGCGCCAGCGUCGACGACAGCGACGACAUGUCCAGCACGGAGGAGUAUCACAAGCCGAGUAGAAUAGUAGAAGGGCAGUCGUCCAGCUCAAUGGAACGGUCGCCAGAAGAAAGACAUCAGAGGUCCAAAUAUAGGCGGCGAUUGGGCGAGCGUCGCGGGCGGCAAGUGACGGAGGCGGAGGCGCUGCGCGCGAUGCAGCGGCUCUGCUCGCGGAUCGCCUCGCAGAAGAUGCUCGUCAUCUCCUCGCUGGAGAACGACUGCUCCAAGGAGGACCUCAACAGGCAGAUACAGGUGCUGCAAGAGCUGCAGAAGAAGUACGUGCGGCUGGAGAUGGCGCUGCAGUACUCGUUCUUCGACAGCCAGCCGAGCCGGCGCACCAUCAUGGUGACGCCGAUACAGGAGACGCCCUCGCUGACGCUCAGCGAGAGCGACAUGCACGUCAGCACUGAGCCGGAGCAGACUGAUAACAAUGAUGAUGGCCUUGUGCAGGACUCGCUGCGGCAUAGGCUCAAGGACAGCGACGGUGUGGAAGCGUCAGACAACGUGUCCACGUCGAACGACGAGCUGAGCUCGGAGCCCUCGUGGCCGGACCCGCUUCGAGCGCUCGCUUCGCCGGACGCGAGCGACCUUGACCACGACCACGACCAUGACCAUGACCGUGACCGUGAUCUCGACCGCGACGAUUACCGCAGGGGGCGUGACCGCCCCGCGCCGUUGGUUAUACCGGAUUACACAUUGGAGGGUCUUCAUCAUCCCAUCGAUUUUUCGGAGGUGAUAUCAGUGCCGGGGUGGGUGACGCGCGGCGCGGGCGCGGGCACGCACCACGAGUACGAGGUGCGCGUGCGGCUCGGGCCGCACUGCGCGUGGCAGCUGCUGCGCCGCUACCGCCGCUUCCGCGACCUCUACCUCGCCGCGCGGAAGGCCUACGGGGAGAAGGUGGCGGCGAUCCCGUUCCCGCCGCGCGCGCUGUGGUCCUCCGAGGCGCUGGCGGUGCGGCGCCGGCCGCAGCUCGAGAGCUUCCUGCGGCGGCUGCUGGCCGCCUGCGCGCUCGACCGCCGCUGCCCGCUGCACCGCGAGCCGCUCACGCGCGACGCGCUGCAGGCCUUCUCGCCCUUCUUCCGCAAGGGCGUGUUCGAGAGCGGCAAGUGCGGCACGGGAUGAUGGCGCGCCGAGCUCGUGACGGGCGCGCUGCGCGCCGACCUGCGGCGGCUGGCGCACGUGCUGCUCGCCGCGCUGCUGCUGCUGGCGCGCUGCGCCGCGCUCGCGCUGCUCUACCUGUACGUGCGCGCGCGCCACCGCCGGUG